GAUUGGAAUGCCAGAGUGAAACAAUCGGAGGAAGCAGACACACUCUCCAAAUUAGUCUUUAGAGUCGAGAUUGUGCAUUUCAAAUUCUACAUUUUGUCAGUGCAUAACAAUGGACGCAUCUUGCAACAGCUUUCGACCGCUUUCAAGUCUGUAAGAGUGUUUGCAGGCAGCAGAAAUAUAGACUAACUUGAGCCAUAGGAAUGGAGCGAAAGGUGCGUUUGUUUAGAUAAAGGGGAUAUGAUAAGAUGUUUGGAAAUGCAGGGAUUUGUGCGGCUAGAUUAUUAUUAGAGUGUAACCUGACCAGUUUUGCGAAAUCCGAGGAAAACGAAUUUACAGCACUGGGCUUACACAUCAACAUGACCCCUCGGACGCUAAACUCUACGAGCUAGUUCAGUUCGGAUUGCUUGGAAGUCUUGUCGGCAUUGGUUUGAGUUUCUUCGCCUAGCUGCUAUCGAGGGCUGUGAAUCUUCACGACAUAGAAAGUAGUGUUAGAUAUUUUUUAACACCAGCCACUUCAGAGGUGAGUGAAAUGGAACGCUGCUCAACGCGUAUUACCUGUAAACAUUUUGAGGGGCAGCCAGGUCUUUGACUUGCCAACCGAUUAAGAUAGCCCAACUGCACGCAGCUAGAUAAAUCUGUAAACAAACCGAGGAGCGAAGGCGUAGAUGAUCCACAGAAGUCGCCCACAUGCGCUGGAUUUUGGAACGGAAUAAGAAGGUGGAAGACGCGAGAUCAAAAUCCUUGCAGGCGGGUGGAAGAUGGCGGAGCUCACUAGUUGGAGGUUGUGAGAGAGAAACUUCAGGGCGCUUUGGAUUCAUUAGUGAACACCGUGAUCCGGAUCAAAGGACCCAUGCAAGCCAAAAAACGGUACUUAAUUCUGUUCUCUGCCUGCGCAUGUGUCGUGUUACUGUUUUACUUUGGGGUGGUUCAGCUCCCGGUGACCAGGAGAAACCAGAACCGGCGUGAUGACCGCAGUGCAAGUCCCCGCUGGCCUCACUUUUCGGACCCCCUGCAGCCGUUCAUUCCUUGGGACCAGUUGGAGACUGAGGAGUACAACGAUCACAUGUCGCCAAGGCAGAAGCGGGACCUCAAUUCCGGGGUCUACCGUGGGAAGCGGUGUCGCAUGGACUCCUGUUUUGAUUUCUCUCUUUGCAAAACGAACGGCUUCAAAGUGUACGUCUACCCACAGCAGAAAGGUGAGAAAAUCUCGGAAAGUUACCAAAACAUUCUCUCCUCCAUUGAAGGAUCCAGAUUCUACACGUCGGACCCAGGGCAAGCUUGCUUGUUUGUUUUGAACUUGGACACUCUGGACAGGGACCAGCUGUCUCCCCAGUACGUGCACAACCUGAAAUCUAAGAUCCAGAACUUGCAUACUUGGAAUAACGGCCGGAACCAUCUCAUAUUUAACUUGUACUCGGGGACAUGGCCGGACUACACGGAGGAUUUGGGUUUCGACAUAGGCGAGGCCAUGCUUGCCAAGGCGAGCAUCAGCACAGAGAACUUCAGACCCAACUUCGACGUGUCCAUCCCUCUGUUCUCUAAAGACCACCCAAGGACAGGAGGGGAUAGGGGGUAUUUAAAAUACAACAACAUACCACCUUUUAGGAAAUAUGUGCUGGUGUUCAAGGGCAAAAGGUACCUCACUGGCAUUGGUUCAGAUGCCAGGAAUGCACUGUACCACAUCCACAACUCUGAGGAUGUGGUGCUCCUCACCACAUGCAAACAUGGCAAGGACUGGCAGAAGCACAAGGAUGCCCGCUGUGACAAGGACAACGCAGAGUAUGACAGGUAUGACUAUAAGGAGAUGCUGCAUAACUCCACGUUCUGUCUGGUGCCCCGGGGGAGACGCCUGGGAUCAUUCCGCUUCCUGGAGGCUCUGCAGGCGGCGUGUGUUCCGGUGGUGCUCAGUAAUGGCUGGGAGCUGCCCUUCUCCGAGGUCAUCGACUGGAACACGGCCACCGUCAUCGGGGACGAGAGGCUGCUGCUACAGAUCCCCUCCACAGUGCGCUCCAUCCAUCAGGAUAAGAUCCUGUCGCUGCGCCAGCAGACCCAGUUCCUGUGGGAGGCCUACUUCUCCUCCGUCGAGAAGAUCGUCCUCACCACUUUGGAGAUCAUCCAGGACCGGGUGCUGCAGCAGGCCGCCAGGAGCCCCCUGAUGUGGAACUGCCUGCCGGGAGGCCUCUUCACCCUGCCCCACUACUCCCCACACCUGGGGGACUUCCCCUUCUUCUACGCCAGCCUGGGCAUCAAGCCCGUCCCCAAGUUCACCGCUGUCAUCCAUGCUGUCACUCCACUGGUGUCACAGUCGCAGCCCAUCCUCAAGCUCCUGAUGGCGGUGGCCAAGUCACAGCAUUGUGCCCAGAUCAUUGUCCUCUGGAACUGUGACAAGCCACUGCCUGCAAAGCACCGCUGGCCAGCCACCGGCGUUCCAGUCAUCGUGAUCGAGGGCGAGAGCAAGGUUAUGAGCAGCCGCUUCCUACCCUAUGACAGUAUUGCGACUGACGCCGUGCUCAGUCUGGAUGAAGACACAGUGCUGUCCACCACCGAGGUGGAUUUCGCCUUCACCGUAUGGCAGAGUUUCCCGGAGAGGAUUGUGGGCUAUCCGGCCCGCAGCCAUUUCUGGGACCAGAACAAAGAGCGCUGGGGCUACACCUCAAAGUGGACCAAUGACUACUCCAUGGUGCUCACAGGAGCUGCUUUCUACCACAGAUACUACAACUACUUGUACACCAGCUACUUGCCGGCCAGCCUGAAGGGCAUGGUCGACCAGCUGUCCAACUGUGAAGACAUCCUCAUGAACUUCCUGGUGUCCGCCGUCACCAGGAUGCCCCCCAUCAAGGUCACCCAGAAGAAGCAGUACAAGGAGACCAUGAUGGGACAGACGUCCAGAGGCUCUCGCUGGGCGGACCCGGACCACUUUGCCCAGAGGCAGACCUGCAUGAACAAAUUUGCCAGCUGGUUUGGCAGCAUGCCCCUGGUGCACUCCCAGAUGAGACUGGACCCCGUGCUGUUCAAGGACCAGGUGUCCAUCCUGCGCAAGAAGUACAGAGACAUCGAGAGACUCUAAGUCUAGUCUAGCCGCCCCAUCACACCACGCUCAGCUGCUCCCGUAAACUCCUAAUCGGACGGCCCGAUUCAGUCAAGUCAGCUGAUCGGUCGGCCUGCUCUUCUGCAGGUGGGGGGCAGAAAAGACAAGGGCCUGGGGUUGGCCUAAAACGAUCCCUCCACAAACCACCCUCACUCUCCCAUCAGUGUUAAAGAAAGGAAAGGCUUGGUGUGACAUGGCUCUCAUGUCACACUCUCCUGCACGCUAUGAAAAUGGUGGUUUGGGUGAGAAAUGAGACUCUUUGGGUUCUCUGUUUGCCUUUUUUUUAAAGGAGGUAAAACAAGGAAGGUUUCCAAAGAGUGGUUAACAGGGCAGGUUGGGGCAGUCACGGCAGUGCUCACCUCCCCUUGAUGGAAACAGCCAAUCAAGAGAGUGGUGCACACACAGGCGGCUGGGUCGGUCGUCAAAUUUCCACCUUUUAAACUGGUCUUGGGACAGAUCAAACAUCAGAGGUUGUUGAUAUUGAGCUGAACAAGGAGGAAUGCCUGGAAGCUCUUCAUCCAUAUGCAAACAAUUGUUUUUGGUGUUCUGAGGUGUGUGUGUGUCGGCUGUAUCAUUUCUCCACACUGGUGCGUUACUAAAGUAAUUUUCUCACCUCGUCUGCUGAUAUCGCAUAAGGAAGACAGAACCAUCGUCUGUCUUCACACCCGACACGUGUACACACUCGCACACAUGCACAUGCAUCGCCAAUGACCGCAGUGAUAAUGACAACCCGAGGAGCAGGCAUGGAGAAUGGCGAAGAACAUGGCACGAUCAAGACUGCUCUGGCGAUCAGAAUGCACAGCAACUCCAGAAGAGGGCACAGUUAAACACUCUCUUCCCCCACUCAGUACCCAAAUCCAACUCUCUCUAUGUUCUAUGCAGAAUCAAAACUGUUACUGUCAAGCGGUUCAUUUUUUUUAUUAUAUACAUAUAUUUUUUGUUUGUUUGUUUUUUGUUUUUGUUUUGGGUUUUGUUUGGAUUAUACUGUAAUGCAGUGUUCUCUGUGAGGAUCUGUGAGGGUGAUCAUUGUAAACAGUGCCUGAUCUUUUGCUGGUUCUGGGAGAUUAGAAGGGGUCAUUGCAUAAGAGAGAUGGAUGCAGAGCUGUUAAAGCCCGUCAUCUUUGCUGCUUAUUUUUGUAAUGGUUGACUGCCCCCAUGGUAUACACAUAGUACGCCCUAUAAUGACUGACAACAGAAACGUUGUAGUAAAGAAACUACAAAUGGGCCCUUAGUCUAUACAAACACGUUUAUUUUUUUGUUCCUUCUAGUUGCCAAGUACAGUUUCUGACACUAGCCAUGCUUCAGGGGGGAAACAUGACGUAUUAGAACGCCUGUAGGUGGUGUGCUCUGUCUGGCAUAAUCCCUGCACGGCUUAAAAAGAGAUGUUCCUGCAAAACUGAAAAAAAAGUUCAGCAUUUUCAAUCCUUUAUUUCCCCCCAUCUUUGAACCAACAGCACAAGGACAGAACAAAUGAGAAAAUGGCAUCUUCAAAGAAUGCUCCCUGGCAAAAGGGCAAGGUUGUUUAUCGUGGUGAUGAUGAGCCUUGGAAGGAUUCUUUACUCACUUCUUUGAAAUGAGAUAUGCAUUUGCAUCACAUGCAUAAUUAAGUGAUUCUAUUCUGAUUGGUGUGCGAGUAUCAUUUUCGUCGAAUUCUCCAAGCAUCUAUUUUGGACCGUUUGUGGUUGUACUGCGAGGAGACUUUAGUCCAAGAAUGUUCUCUAUAAAUUGGCUUGCGGGUAUUUGAAUGUCUUGUGACGAAAAAUGGAUGCCGCAUUUGAGACCUUUUUGUUUUUUUUCUCUUGUGCCAUCCGAUCUGAAAUAUCGAUGAGCCUUAUUGUGCAAAGCCUCCCCCAGGAAUUACACACACAGGCCCAGUCAUUAUAAUGCGCAACAAAACAUGUUGCUGUUUCAACUCUUUACAUUUUGGCAACUUUUGCCUUUCAACCUGUGGGUGAGCCAUGUCUCUCUUUCAAAUGGAGUAUUUCUUUCAGAAAUCAGCAUUUUAGUAUUUUGUCGUUUUCCCUUCCUCCUCAAUACUGACUUAUAUUCUCCUUCAGUCACUUUAUGUAUGACUGUGUAAUGCCUUGUACACAUAUACACAGUAAAAUAGAUUAACUCGUGCCCCACUCUCAAAGUUUACUGAACAAAUUGCAAUUACAAGGCCGUUUUUGUCCCAUCUUGUGUGUGUGUUGUGUGUGCACGCGCGAGUGUAUAUAUAACUAUGAAUAGAUAUCUAAACUUGUUGCUAUAUUUAUUUUUGCAAAAGGAACAUAGAUGUAUAUUAAUGAAACUUUUUUAUUUUCUUCCAAGGGGAAAUUGUACAUGGUUGUAACAUAACAUCUCUUGUAAUUUAAUCACUUGUUGCCUGGCUUGUAGGGAGGGGUUAAAGAAAGAAAAAAAAAUCGUACGAUGGCACAAGGGUGAGUCAUCACCUCUUGAAAUGAACACACAAAAAAACAGGUUAAACACAUUUGAGGCUAAUUUAGUUAGCUAGCUGGCUAGCCAAGCAGACAGCAAGGGUGAUGCGAAUUCAAAGUGCUGCAUUGUUGGAUGUCCCAUGAUGAUCCCGUUACAUUUUAAAUACUGCCCUCAUUGGCAGCAUAUUGUGCCAAUGGCCGACCGUUAGAUAUUUUUCCCUCAAAAACUCUCAUCCUUCUCACAUUUCCAGCUACACGUUGAAGCACACAAAAAAGCCACAACACUGCAUUAUGGUAUUAUUUUUACGAGUUAUUGAUUGUUUUGCUUAAAAAAAAAGAAAAAAAAAAAGUCUGCUGCUCCUCAAUGACCCAACGGCAAACAAGGCAAAGCAAUAGCAUGGGGGAAAACAGUGAUGUGAAUUUCUUGCGUGUGAGAUUUCUAGUGAGGGUGUGAUGACAUGCUAUCAAUGUUUGAGACUUGACCCCUCCUGCCCUGUAGUAUUAGCCCAAGGCAUAUGAAGACACAUGUGCCCAGAAGAUAUCAGCUGUGAACUAUAACGUGGCCGAAGGAACAAGGGGACUAAGGAACAAAGUACACAACAUUUUCUUUUUAUUUUUAUAUGUUUUUUUUUCUGAUAUUGUGGUAUCCUGAGGUCCUAUGCCCAUGCAUCUUCACUAUGAGUGGUCAAAGCACAGGAGUGCUGCCCAGUGCUGUAUCAGUGCAGCUGGAGCUGUAGGCCUGUGGCUGGUUGUUACUGUGCUGAAUUCCUGAAAGUGAUGUUUUGAGUGUGCCUUUGAUUAAAAGACACUUCUGUGAUUUGUAUUCAUUUCUCUCUCUCUCUUUUUUUGCCUUUAAUGCCAAGAACAACUCUCAUUGUUGUUGUUUUUUUUGCAGACUGGAAUAGUGUUUUAUUUCUCCAUUACAUAAGUGUUUUUUUAGUGUACCUCGUCUAACACUGGAAUAAUUUGACUGACAUUCCUGCUCUUAUUGUAGGAAUACUUCUCGGUGGCUAUCCUUUGUUUCUGUCCAACACAAUGCUCAGUGUUGCAUUCACCUGAACUGGUUUUUGUUUCUGCUUUGUUUCUGGCUACCUUCCUCACAGAACCCAAGAUUCCUGUCAUUUCAGUCUUUUAUUUUGCAGAGUUUAAAACAUUAAUAGAAAAAAAAUAUUCUUUUUUUUUUUUUUAAAGAUUGAUUUUAUAAAAUAAACAAAUAU
Engraulis encrasicolus (European anchovy) is the source of this 6722-nucleotide messenger RNA. RefSeq names its product exostosin-1a. Gene Ontology annotation, cellular component: membrane. Lineage: Eukaryota; Metazoa; Chordata; Actinopteri; Clupeiformes; Engraulidae. The coding region runs from base 851 to 3067 and encodes 738 amino acids. The record is from RefSeq and is a predicted model, not a curated record. Gene Ontology annotation, molecular function: glycosyltransferase activity. The transcript is spliced from 11 exons.